GGGGGGUCAAUUUGUAUUAAAAAUGGAAGGAAUAUUAAAUAUUAUGUUGAUGAUUGAAUUAUCGGAAAAUGGGGAAAAUAAGGAGAAUAUAAAUUUUAGUUUUAGUUUUAAAAUGAUGUUUGCGGAGUUGUUGGUGUUGUACUUACCUUUUUUGCACCGCCCUGCUGAUUUUCUUCUCCUUUUAUUCUUAUUUUGUACCGCUCAGAAUCAGAAUCAUUCUACAUUUUUCCAUAAAACUGUGCUCUUUCCUCACCUUUCUCCCCAAUUUCUUCCCCAAUUUCCUCCCCAAUUUCUUCCUCCUCCUUUUUAA
Molecule: messenger RNA, 310 nt
Organism: Meloidogyne enterolobii
Lineage: Eukaryota; Metazoa; Nematoda; Chromadorea; Rhabditida; Meloidogynidae
Source: the annotation of a GenBank genome assembly